This is a messenger RNA of Prosopis cineraria, 1525 nucleotides long. RefSeq lists its product as uncharacterized. The transcript is spliced from 2 exons. NCBI's taxonomy places the organism in Eukaryota, Viridiplantae, Streptophyta, Magnoliopsida, Fabales, Fabaceae. The coding region runs from base 32 to 1087 and encodes 351 amino acids. The record is from RefSeq and is a predicted model, not a curated record.
UUUUGAGUUGGGUGAGGAAGCACCGUUGGGUAUGAAGGGCACGCCAUUUUACAUAUUUGGACAACUUACUGUGGAGGGUAGAGACGAACAAAUGAAGUUUAGUAGUAGCAAAGCACAUGCUGUCACCAAAAAGGAGCCACAUGAUUUAUAUCCAAUCCAAGUAGCUCAGCCAUUUGGCAAAACUGAGACACUGGAUCUUAUUCAAAAAGAAAAAGCAGAGCCAUUUGGGAGAAGAAAACCACUUGAUUUUUCCAACGAGUCCAGAGCAUUGAAGGAGUAUGAUCAACCGCUGAUACAAUCAUCAACGUUUAAAGACAAGGAGAGAAGGAAUUUAUUGCUGCAAUUGAGCCACAUAAGAGAUCUUAUCAGGCUUCUGUUGAAUUAUCCUGUAAAAAAAGUGCAUGAUAGCCAACUCAAGGCUUGGAUUCGUGAAGCAUCAAAUAGGAAACAUUCACUUCAAGAUUUGAAUCGCCUACUUUCUCAAAAGCCCCUUAAAUGCUUUCAAGGCCUUUUACCAAUAGACAUAUUAGAGAUCGUAGAAACAGGCUGGAGUUGGAGUUCCAUAUAUGGUUACUAUUAUGGGAUCCCUCAAGACAUUCUUAGUCUUGCUGCGAAACUUGCUGUGGAUCAACUGGUUCAAACUUUACUAUCUGAGGAUGAUCAUGCACGUGACAUACAUCAUAUCUUGUUAUCUACUGGAGAUGCAGCUGAGAAAAGACUAGUCAUGGAAAAGGUAGAAUCAGUCUUGAAAGACAAUGAAGUUAUGCUUCGUCUUCAUGAAACCUUCAAUCAAGUCAUACUUAUCGAUGCCUCAAAUUACCAGAGUCAAGCGGAGGUCCAUGUUCGACAACAGAUAGCUCAACACCUUCAGCUUCCUGCGAUGAUGGAAGGCAAUGAUGAUUUGCUUAAAACAAGUAUUGAAAAAGAGAUGUCAAGCAAGAGAUACUUAGUGCUUCUGGUGGAUAGAGAUGCUGAUGAAGAGCCUUUGGACCCACGGAAAAUGGGUUUUCCAGAGACACAACUUCCUGGAGUUGUGGUGUUAAUUACUUCUGAAUCUCCAAAGCAAGUUAAUGAUGAAUUAAUAUAGCAAUGGAUCUGAAUAUCAAGACAAAGGAUCACUUGUUGCCAUGGGAGGUCUUCUGUCGCAAUGUAAGCAAUGAGCUUCUAUGUUCACCUAAUGCAAUCCAAACAAUAGCAAUUCAGAUAGUUGAAGAGUGUGGUAGCAAUCUUCUUGCCAUUUCUAUAGUAGCAAAUUCACUAAGGAGUGAGAAAGAUGUCAAACGUUGGGAAGAUGCUGUUGUUAAAUUGCAUUUGCUUCAUCCUUCCUAUUGCUUAACUGUGUUUCAUGGUCAGAGCAGGGUGAUGGUUAAUGCAUUCAUAAACUUCAUCUGGCAUGAUUUAAGUACGACACAAAAGCAUUGUCUUACAUCAUGUUUGUUCAUUCCUGGUAUCAAAUUUGGGAAGAUUGAAAAUGAAUUGAUCAGUGAUUGGAUUUCUAAUCAAUUAGUGGUUGCUGGUGAAGCUC